Messenger RNA from Pogonomyrmex barbatus (red harvester ant), 2334 nucleotides. Its product is annotated as 4-vinylanisole receptor-like. Lineage: Eukaryota; Metazoa; Arthropoda; Insecta; Hymenoptera; Formicidae. Gene Ontology annotation, molecular function: olfactory receptor activity; odorant binding. Gene Ontology annotation, cellular component: plasma membrane. Gene Ontology annotation, biological process: detection of chemical stimulus involved in sensory perception of smell; sensory perception of smell. The record is from RefSeq and is a predicted model, not a curated record.
AACUGAUGAUAUGUGGUUAUUCUUGAAGGAAGAUUUUACGUUAGACCCGACGAUAUAAAAAAUAUGGACUUAUUACCGGUAAACUUUUAUGUUCUUCGUUUCUGUGGUGUAUGGAAAGAAAGUAAGGAUGGCAACUUGAUAAUACGUUUUAUCAGCUUCUGCUACAGGUAUACGAUCGCUGUUUUGAUAUAUCACUUCACGAUAUCUGAAAUAAUCGAACUUAUACGCAUGAGGAACAACAUGGAGGAUUUAACGGAAUGUCUAUUCCUCGCCUUAAGUUUCAUAACCCUGUGUCUAAAAUAUCUCAAUUUCUUGAUGAGGCAGUGCGAAUUACGUGCUUUGUUAAAUUGUUUUCGCGCUAAGCUAUGCCAGGCGAGAGAUUCCACGGAGGAAUCGAUAUUAAAACAAUACGAUCGCAAAGCUAAGCAGACUGCCUGUCUCUUCAUGUUUAUGUGCCAAACAACGGGUCUACUGAUCCUCACAGUGCCCCUGUUGACUGACGACAAAAGAUCUUUGCCAUGCAAGAUGUACGUACCAUAUUCCAUCACGGCGUUUCUUCCUUAUGUGUUGACUUAUCUUCAGCAAACCACAGCUUUAAUUUAUGGAAUUCUGUUGAACGUUUCCUUCGAUUCUCUCGUUUAUGGUCUGAUUAUUCAUACCUGUGGACAAAUUGAGCUGUUAUGCUAUCGAUUGACGGAAAAAAUUCGAUUUCUUCAGGAACAUAACGAAGAGAAAAAACUCGGUGUCAUUGAAGAUUACGCUAUUGCGGAAUGUGUAAAACAUCAUAUUUCAGUAUAUAAUAUUACAAACAGGAUACAAUCGUUAUUUAUAUGGACAACUACUACUUUAUUCUUCUUCAGCCUUCUCACUCUCUGCACCAGCAUUUAUCAAAUGUCUAAAAAAGAACUUUUUAGUCCUGAAUUCUUCUCUUUCAUUUUGUACUUAGGAUCAAUGAUGUUUCAAGUAUUCAUAUACUGCUGGUAUGGCAACGAACUGGAUUUAAAGAAUAAAAAUAUUGCACAUGCUAUUUAUGCUAGCGACUGGACAGUAAUAUCGGCCAAACAUCGUAAAAACUUAUUACUAAUGAUGCUGAUGAGCCAGAGAGGAAGAAUACUUUCUUCUUACGGAUUUUGUGCAUUAAUUCUUAGUACUUUUACGUGGAUUAUAAAAACGCCCUACUCUGCUUUUAACUUCAACUGCAGCAAACUUCAAUUUAAUAUCUUCAUAAUUAAUUUAAUGUCUAUAUUUAUAUUUGUCAGUAUCUAUUCUGUACUAUCAUAUAAUAAAACUUCUAGGUAUGCCAUUGUGAUUUUAAUAUAUGAGUUUACGCUAUCAGAAGUAAUCGAGCUUAUAAGGACGCAUGACGAUAUCGAAGAUAUAACCGAAGGGCUCUUCCUAGCUUUAACUUAUGUAGCUUUAUGCUUUAAAUACGGAAACUUCUUAGCACGACGAGACGAAAUUAUCAUGUUACUAGAUUGUUUUCGAAAGGAAACAUGUCAACCAAAGAAUACCGAAGAGAAAAUGAUCCUCGUUAAAUACGAUCGCAAAGCCAAGUGGUGCGUGAGAUUUUUCAUGAGUAUAUCACAGGCUACUUGCAUAGCUCUCAUUCUCGCUCCUGUCGUGGGACCUCAGGAUACCGACAGACCUCUACCGUUCAAGACGUAUCUGCCAUACUCGAUAUCCGAUUUAUACCCGUAUUUGGCAACCUAUCUUCAGCACGUAGGCGCGAUUUUUUAUGGGGUAUUACUGAACGUCUCGUUCGACUCCCUCGUCUACGGUUUCACCCUUCAUGUCUGCGGGCAGAUCGAAUUGCUGUGUUAUCGUCUGUCGAAGAUCUUCAAGGAUUAUUCCAAGCAGUAUCAAAUCGAUUCGGGCGCGAUGAUCAGCGAGUGCGUGAGACAUCACUUAAACGUACACGAGCUCGUGCGCAGGAUACAAUCGUUGUUUGUGUGGACUGUGACGAUUUUAUUCAUUUUCAGCAUGGUCACCUUAUGCACCAGUAUUUUUCAAAUGUCUAAGAAAAAAAUUCUCAGCGUCAAAUUUCUAUCAUUGACUCUAUAUCUCGGCAGCAUGCUGUUUCAAGUGUUCUUCUAUUGCUGGUAUGGAAACGAGCUGCAGUUGAAGAGCAAGAAUAUCGGUAAUGCUAUUUAUUCGAGCAAUUGGACUAUCGCUACGACGCGAGAUCGCAGAAGUUUGCUCUUUGUGAUGAUCAUUAGUCAAAGGGGAUUAAGACUUUCUUAUUACGGAAUUUUUAACUUGGCUCUCGACACUUUUACUUGGAUUUUGAAAACGUCCUACUCUGCCUUUAAUGUUCUACAACAAACGUCAAUUUGA